Pelobates fuscus (common spadefoot toad) is the source of this 2968-nucleotide messenger RNA. RefSeq names its product leucine rich repeat and Ig domain containing 2 (gene LINGO2). Bases 792 to 2630 code for a protein of 612 amino acids. The record is from RefSeq and is a predicted model, not a curated record. Gene Ontology annotation, molecular function: protein binding. Lineage: Eukaryota; Metazoa; Chordata; Amphibia; Anura; Pelobatidae. Gene Ontology annotation, cellular component: extracellular matrix. The transcript is spliced from 3 exons.
UGUCAGCUUCCUACAUCCAUUCAGUAAAAUGUUAUGGAACACGGUCAGUGAAAGGAGCAGAGACGAUCAGGUUAACGCUAAUAGACCGGUCCUCUAAGGGUUAAUUAAGACUGUGCCCCCCUUUUCUCCACCCCUCUCCCCCGGAAUGAAGAGGAACAGGAAUUGUUUACUGCAAGAGUUUUCAUGCAAACUAUAGUGUUUCGCUUGGAAUCUAAUUGUGCCUGAUGGACCCAUUACUUUGUAAUCAGAGCAGCUCCCCAGCUGGAUCUCAGGGGGUUAAUUAAAAGAAUGAGGUAGUGCCCAAAUCCAGCAAACAAACAGGAGGACCACCUGAAUUGUUUCACCGGUCCUGCAGGGAAACUAUUGUUACUAUGAACAAUCAUGUUGCCUGGCAUCAUCAUCAGCAGUGUCCUUUACCUCCCGAGUUUAUUAGGUUACUAUACCAGGAUAUACAGGACGAUCCAUCACUGUUUCUCAUCAAUGACUUGGCCUUGCAGCAGCACACAGUGGACCUCAUAAGGAACAGGAAACCUAAACUGCUCUUAGCUGUUUUCAUGAAAGGAUGCUUGUCUGUGCAAGGUUAAAUGAGCAGCAAAGGGAAUGUUUGUGUCUUCCUCUUCAGAUGUGAGGCUUUUAGAGACAGACAUGCAGUCACUAACUGCUAUGCACGUUGCAACAUGAUCACAGUAAUCCUGGACAGGAAGAGAUCAAUGAUUGGUAUGAUGAAGAAGAGCUGCUACUGGUGACAUUUGAGAAGUAUUGAUAGGUCCCUGACCAGAGAGUGGUACUUAAUGGGAGGAGUCAUGCUUCACACAGCCAAAUUUUGCUGGCAACUACUUCUGUGUGUGACCAUGGUCUUGGUCUAUUUGGGAUUUACAGUUGGCUGUCCAGCACGUUGUGAGUGCUCAGCACCAAACAAGUCUGUCAGCUGCCAUCGCAGGCGUCUCAUUUCCAUUCCAGAGGGCAUACCUAUUGAGACUAAAAUCUUGGAUCUGAGCAAGAACAAAUUAAAAAGUGUGAACCCAGAGGAUUUUUUGUCUUAUCCUCUACUGGAGGAGAUAGAUCUUAGUGACAAUAUCAUCUCAAAUGUGGAGCCUGGAGCUUUUAAUAGUCUUUUCAAUUUGCGCUCUUUACGCUUAAAGGGAAAUCGCUUAAAACUGGUAUCUUUAGGAGUGUUCACAGGUUUGUCAAACUUAACAAAGCUUGAUAUAAGUGAAAACAAGAUAGUAAUUUUACUAGACUACAUGUUUCAGGAUCUUCAUAAUUUAAAAUCCCUUGAAGUUGGAGAUAAUGAAUUAGUUUAUAUCACGCACAGGGCCUUCAGUGGACUUCUUAGUCUGGAGCAACUUACUUUGGAAAAAUGCAACUUAACGGCUGUACCAACGGAGGCUCUGUCUCACCUCCAUAACCUUGUUAGUCUACAUUUGAGAAAACUUAACAUUAAUACACUCCCUCCAAUUGCCUUUAAGCGAUUGUUCCGUUUGAAAAUUCUUGAAAUAAGCAAUUGGCCUUUGCUGGGUAUGGUACCAGCUAAUAGCUUUUAUGGUCUGAAUCUCACUUUUCUCUCAAUAACCUAUACUAAUCUAUCUAUGAUACCUUAUCAUGCUUUAAAACAUCUAAUUUACCUGACACACUUAAACCUGUCCUUUAAUCCUAUUAGCGUCAUUGAGACAGGUAUACUAGCCGACUUGGUGCGUCUUCAGGAGCUGCACUUGGCGGGAGCUCAGUUGCAUACCAUUGAGCCACAAGCUUUCCAAGGUCUACGUUUCCUUCGAUUACUUAAUGUGUCUCAGAACCUCUUGGAGACAAUAGAAGAGAAUGUUUUUCAUUCACCUAAAGCACUGGAAACACUUUGUAUUGAUAACAACCCACUAAUUUGUGAUUGCCGCCUCAUGUGGAUGCUACAGAGACAUCCUGCAUUGAAUUUUGGAAGCCAACAGCCAAUGUGUGCCAGUCCAGAUAAUGUUCGAGAAAAAGCUUUCAAGGAAUUUCAAAGCACUGUAUUGUCUUUUUACUUUACGUGUAAAAAACCUAAGAUACGUGACCGGGAAAUGCAGGAGAUGUACGUGGAUGAGGGCAAGAGGGUACAGAUGAAUUGCAAUGCAGAUGGAGAUCCUCAGCCUAUGAUUUCCUGGGUGACCCCACACAAGAGGAUGGUUUCAUCUAAAACCAAUGGAAGAGCCACCGUGCUUGUAAAUGGCACAUUGGAAAUAAGGUACGCCCAAGCUGAAGACACUGGAACAUAUGUCUGUGUUGCUAGCAAUGCUGCUGGAAAUGAUACCUUCUCAGCUUCACUUACUGUGAAAGGAUUUGUAUCUGACCGUUCAUUUACAAACAUAACACCGAUGUCUAUUACAGAGUUAAAUGAAACCAACACCAAUGGAACCAAUGCAAAUAUGACAUUUUCACUUGACCUUAAGACUAUAUUGGUGUCUACAGCAAUGGGUUGCUUUACAUUCCUGGGAGUGGUUUUGUUUUGUUUCCUACUCCUUUUUGUGUGGAGCCGAGGGAAAGGGAAGCAUAAAACCAGCAUUGACCUGGAAUAUGUUCCACGCAAAAACAAUGGGGCAGUAGUGGAAGCUGAUGUUACAGGUACAGUACCCAGGAGAUUUAAUAUGAAAAUGAUCUAGCAGAUUGUUGCCAGUAGAGAUAUGUUUUCCUGUGGCAAUGUUUCUACCCACUAAUACAGCCUAGCAAUUUGGAUUGCUGGGUCAAUACAGCUGCAUUCAGCUGUCACUGUGUCAAAAUGGUUUUGUGAAACUGGAAAGCCUGUCUGACUGCCCUAAAGAACUCUGUGACCUGAGAGCAGAAACACCAAGGGCAUUCCACUGAACUGUUCCACUAGUUGUUUGCAUUGCAAAUAUUUGCAUUCUGGGGAUCUCAGUAACAAACUCUUGGCUCACGCUCAUGGACAACUAACUAUUCAACAUUUUCUACCAUUAUGAGAAAAAAAAAGAAAAGAAAAGAA